ACACAGGAUCUCGGCCUAGCAAUAAGUCUCUAGAUUCUGACAGGGCCUCCCAAGCGACAGCAGGCAAUCCUCAAGAAUACCAUUGAUGAGCAAGUUGUUCAAUAUGGAGGAGCUUGGUACCAUCCCGGUAGUAUUGAUGAGGGGCAGCCAGUCAAUUGGGGGGAGUGUACUGACGAUCCCACAUACCAAGGUGAUGAGCAUCCGAUACAGUCGAGACUGAUUAAAUCAUUUUAUUAAGACAGGACAAAGAAAAGUCCUUGAGAAGACUCAGACAGGAUGGUACCAAGCCAAAUGACUGAUUAACCUGAGUAAGUGACUGUAUCAGAAGUGGGUAGAGGGGCCCGAGGAAGGACACUUGGAGAAAGGGUAUAACUAUCGCACCUCUAGGUGAGAAUGGUUAGAAGUGCAGGAAGGCUCCAGAGAGAGAGAGACGAGUGUGGAGAGGUCCCUUUAAGGAUUACAAGGAAGAUGUUCCAUGAUGUUGUGUGACUGUCUUCAAAGACUGGUAGUAUAAUUUGUUGGAAAUUUGUAGUAACUUAUUAAUGCAUGUUGUGUUCACUCUGUUCAUAAUAAACCUUGCUACACCAUAUUUGGAUCGUCGAGUCAUAUUUCGAACUAUGGGAUCGGAAAUCCCAACACAAUGGUGGGGCGGGAAGUGUGGGGGUCCUGAAGCAGACUGGGGAAUGCCGAGCGGAGGGAACGGACAGCCUUAUGGGGUUAGGAGGUCGGAGAGGUAGGAGGGGAGCAGGACCACAGAGGGCUUUGAUGGUAACAACGAUGGUUUUGUACUGGAUUCUCUGAGGGAUGGGGAGCCAGUGAAGCCGGGCAAGAACGAGGGUGAUAGGUUCUCGGACCUCGGUGCGGGAGAGGACACGAGCUGUGUUCAAAAGGUGCUGUAAUAUUCUGAUGGAGGGAAGUCUUGAGUUUAAAUCCUCCAGAAGCAAAACAGUCACAAUCAGCUUAUGCUGGAAAGUGAACUUUCAACCACAUCCUUUGAAUAUAAACAUCCAGUAACCAUGACAGUGAUUACUCACUUCGUGGAAAUCCUUACUGCUGAGCUGGUAGAGAGAGAGAGAGAGACAGCAAGAGCGAACACGAGAGAGCGAGCGCGGGGGAGGGAGCGAGGGAAGUGAUUCGGGCUGCCCUACAUUGCCCACAGUUAAUGCCCAGCAUGGAUAGAGAUAGAUUAAGAAUCCCUUCGCUGCUAUCCUCACUUCUCAUCCUUUCUUCACUACCUGCCCAUGUCAGCGCUCUUAAAGUGACGGCGUGCCAGAGCACAGUGACCAGAUUCGUGAACCAGGACUCCGUGCUCCCCGUGCUUUACGAGGCACCGAACAGCUCGGGAUUCCUGCGGAUACAGUGGAAAUUUUUAUCACGAUAUAGGACGGAGAUAGUGAUGACCCACAGUUUGCCAGAUACGGCUCAGACCAAAGGCUGGAUAAAACCCUUGUUUGUCCCUGACACCUACACAGGCAGAGUCACACUUUCUCCCGAAAAUGCUUCCUUGUUUAUCCGUGACCUGAGGCUGAACGACACCGGGAUGUAUCGGGUCACAGUGACGGAUUCAAAGAAAGAAUCUCAAGCGUACGUCAACCUCACAGUCAUCUCCCAACAAGUGACCAGCGCUCCUACAACAGAUAGUGGGGAGUCAAGACUGGUGAUAAAUGAGACAGCCAGCUUCGUCACGGCUGGUAUUGCCCUCCUCUGCCUCUCAAUACUCAGUUUGUUUCUCUUCUGCCUCAGAAGACGACGAAAAGCCUCUCAUCUCGCCCCGUCAGUCUGCUCUACAGUAGAUGGGAAUUCGACGGCAAAGACAGACACUUGCACGUGCUCACUAACCCGGCUGCCCCACUCCCAGCCCAGCCCGGAGGAAGUGACGUAUGCAGAGAUCAAGUGGAUGCCAAUGAGGAGACCGAACCCAGAGACCAGGACACUGCGUGCUCACGCUGACUGUGCACACACUGAGUACACCAGUAUCCGAGCUCACACGCACUGACACACACACACACACUAAGUACACCAGUAUCCGAGCUCA
Molecule: messenger RNA, 2035 nt
Organism: Callorhinchus milii (elephant shark)
Lineage: Eukaryota; Metazoa; Chordata; Chondrichthyes; Chimaeriformes; Callorhinchidae
Exons: 5
Coding region: 1163-1996 (277 amino acids)
Source: RefSeq, a predicted model, not a curated record